Messenger RNA from Rhodamnia argentea, 1589 nucleotides. Its product is annotated as ornithine aminotransferase, mitochondrial. The record is from RefSeq and is a predicted model, not a curated record. Bases 135 to 1538 code for a protein of 467 amino acids. Gene Ontology annotation, molecular function: identical protein binding; L-ornithine transaminase activity; pyridoxal phosphate binding. Gene Ontology annotation, cellular component: cytoplasm. NCBI's taxonomy places the organism in Eukaryota, Viridiplantae, Streptophyta, Magnoliopsida, Myrtales, Myrtaceae. The transcript has 10 exons.
GAGACGUAUCAUCAUCAUCUUCUUCUUCUUCAAAGCUCAGACGACGGAGAUACAAGAAAGCGCACGUCAUUUCAAUUUCAAUCGCCUCAUCCCUCACUCGAAACAGAGUCGCAGAAGCUUCGAAUCCCCGAUCAAUGGCGGCGGCGCGGAGGCCGUUGAAGUGCUUGUUGAGCAGGACUCUCGGUGGCAGGAGGAGCUUCGGAGCUCUUCCCGAAGGCACCAACCCGUCCUCUUCGCAAGACCUCAUCAACCUGGAGUGCCAGUACAGCGCACACAAUUAUCACCCAGUUCCUAUGGUGUUUUCUCAUGCUAGGGGGUCAUCUGUAUGGGAUCCUGAGGGUAACAAGUAUCUGGAUUUCCUGUCUGCUUACUCUGCAGUGAAUCAGGGACAUUGUCAUCCAAAGAUCUUGAGAGCAUUAAAAGAGCAGGCAGAAAAGCUUACCCUUAGCUCCAGAGCCUUCUACAAUGAUAAGUUUCCACUUUUGGCCGAGCACUUAACCAGCAUUUUUGGCUAUGAUAUGGUGCUACCCAUGAAUACCGGCGCCGAAGGUGUGGAAACAGCUUUGAAAUUAGCGAGAAAAUGGGGUUAUGAAAAGAAAAGGAUACCAAAAGACGCGGCUAUCGUAGUCUCGUGUUGUGGCUGCUUCCAUGGUCGUACAUUGGCUGUUAUUUCUAUGAGUUGUGACAAUGAGGCUACACGUGGUUUUGGGCCAUUGUUGCCCGGCCAACUUAAAGUUGACUUUGGAGAUCAGGUCGUGCUGGAGAGAAUUUUUAAAGAAAGUGGAGAUCGAAUUGCUGGAUUCCUUUUUGAACCUAUUCAAGGAGAAGCUGGGGUUAUACUUCCUCCAGAUGGUUAUUUGAGGGCUGUCAGAGACCUUUGCUCAAAGUAUAACAUUCUAAUGAUUGCUGAUGAGAUACAAACUGGCUUAGCAAGGACAGGAAAAUUGCUGGCAUGUGACUGGGAGGAAGUUCGCCCUGACAUAGUGAUAUUAGGCAAAGCACUGGGUGGUGGAGUGAUACCUGUAAGUGCAGUGCUUGCAGAUAAAGAUGUAAUGCUCUGCAUUCGACCUGGAGAGCAUGGAAGCACCUUUGGAGGAAAUCCUCUGGCCAGUGCAGUAGCAGUUGCUGCUCUAGAUGUAAUCAGGAGUGAGGGGCUUGCUGAGAGAUCAGCCCAAUUAGGAGAGGAGUUAAGGUCUCAAUUAAUUAAAGUUCAGCAGAAAUUUCCAGAGUACAUAAAAGAAGUACGGGGGAGAGGAUUGUUCAAUGCUGUGGAGCUGAACAGCUCCAAUUUGUCCCCCAUCUCUGCAUAUGACAUCUGUCUGAAGUUAAAGGAGAGGGGGGUUCUUGCCAAGCCUACGCAUGAUACUAUCAUCAGAUUGACCCCUCCGCUGUCAAUGAGUGUGGCUGAGCUACAGCAAGGUUCAAAAGCACUUCAUGAUGUUCUGGAGCUGGACCUCCCGAAGAUGCCAAAGGUGAAACCAGAGAAGUCAUCCCCCACUUCUAGCGCAUGUGAUCGUUGUGGGCGGGAAAUGUAUUGACUCUUCGAUAUACAUCUCAAAUAAAUGUCUAUAUAUUAUUCUCUUUCUCUA